GACGUCCGAGAAGGCGACGCAAACGGACGCUCGCGACCACUUUGGAGCGUCCGAAAUCCGUCGCCCCGCUGGAGAUGCCCUAAGUGCCAUAUUUAUCUAGGAGAAAAAUCUAAGUGCCAUACAGUAUUAUCUAGGAGAAAAAUCUUAUGGGACCGCGGUCGCAUAAGCCAGGUCCGUGGACCACCUUGGACGAGCUACACCUGCCAAUACGAAUCUCAAAGAAACCACGGUGAGCAAAUCCCCAAAUCCACUGAUCUCCCUGACGAUUAUCCUGCGUGCUGUGCCGCCGGCUGCCGCGACCACCGGUGAGCCGGCCCCGCUGCUCUCCCUGCCGUAGAAGACCGCCUUCCUCGGAGACACGGCAGCUAGCCCCAUCCAUCCCCGACGGCUCUACCCGGACGUCCAUGGCCUAGCGUCCCGGCAGCGCAACAACCCAAGCUCUGUCCACGGUCCUCCUCGACGCCCUAGCUCGCGGGACCGCCGGCAGACCGGCCAAUUUCCUCGACGGCCCAGCUCGCCGCACCGCCCCGUGUGCUUGCCCCGUCCGCUUUUUCUUCAGCGAAACUAUUUUAAAAUUGAAUCCCCAAGUUUGGCUACUCAACCAGGAUGGAGCCAAAGUUGUACAUGACAUCACCAUGGAUAAGCAGCAUGCUAAGUCACCCCUAGGGUUAGCAACACAAUUGUUCGGAUACAAGGAUUUCAGCAAGGAUUCGGAAAGAAUUGAGAAGCAAAAAAAAUCCACUAAAUGAGGUAAUUCGUGUCACAAAAUUGUACUAAGGGGUAUAAACUGAAAUUUUACUUCUAAAAUAAAAAAAGAUUCCGUGCCCACACGAGGUUGUUUUUAGAUUAGUCACAAUGGAAAUAUCAUACACUAGUAUCAUGCACAUGAUACUAGUUUAUGAUACUCCACUAUCUCACAAUGCAUAGUAUUAUAAAAUAAUAUUAUAGUAUUAUCAUAUUUAAUGUUUUGUAAAAUCAAUGCAAAUUAGUGUACUACAUGAUGUGUUUGCUAUUAAGUUUUCUCGUUUUACCACUCUCAUCUCUCAUCUUAUUAAUUGAUACGUCACAUCUAAUUUUUGCCAACAUAACAUGCAUGAGAGCAAGUACAAUAAGUCCUAGUCAGCUGGCUAUAAGGAUUAAAAUAUUAUAUUAUUGAUUAGUUGGAGGAGAGAUGGGAGGAGAGAGAAGGAGAGUGAGCUCUUAUGCAAGAGUCAGUUCUAGCACGUGCUCCUAGGCACUUUGUGAGAGUGAAAGGUGGGCCACACAUUGAUUAAGUACUACAUUUUUAUAGCUCACUAUUGUAUAUGUUGGCUCUAAGUUGGCUAUAGAUGAUAUAGCAAUUGGCUUAUGGCCACCAACUGGCUAUACUAUUGGAAUUGCUCUGAUACUACUUAUAAUACCUCUAUUGUAAUACUUUACCGACUUUUCUACUACUACCUCCGGUCGGUAAUAAUCGACGCGCCGCAGCUAAUCAACAUGCAUGCCAGUGAAGUACUUAACGUACGAUCUAGCUAGCUAGUGCGGGAAAGCAGCGUGGUGCGUUGACAUUCACGUGGGAUUCAGCGAAGCUCUGGCCAGCAGAGUAAGAGUCCAGAAGGUGACCGGAUUAUUUGGGAUGCCAUUUGGAAAACCAAAGUCCCUCAGAAGGUUAAAAUUUUUACCUGGCGUCUUGCUACUGAUGCGUUGGCUGUACAGGAAAAUCGUUGGUCUAGAAACAUGAUCUUGGAUCCAACCUGCACUAUCUGCGGUCAGGAAAAUGAAGAUGGAUAUCAUGCCAUAAUGAGAUGUACAAAAGCGAUUGCCUUAAGAAAUAGCAUGAGGGAUGUCUGGGAGCUUCCUACUGAAGAUAGGCUAAGAAAUAGUGGGAAAGAAUGGACGCUAAAUAUUUUGAACUCCUCCAAUCCAGAGAUGCGUGAAAAAUUGAUGCUGCUUUGGUGGCGUGCUUGGCAUUUGAGAAAUAACUGUAUCUUUGGUGAUGGCAAAGCUAGCAUUGCUCAUUCCACCGAUUUCCUGAGAAACUACAGGUGUAUGCUCAAUAACAGGGGAGCCGAAAUCCAGGCUGAAGAUGUAAAAGGGAAAAAGCCAAUGUUUGAAACUGAGAGAAUGCCCAUGGGAAGGAAACCUGAAAAUAGAAGUCUAGAGUGGAAACCACCUGAUGAGGGCUGGCAAAGUUUGAGUGUUGAUGCUAGUUUUGUAAAAGAAACAAACCAAGCUUCUUGGGGUGCUGCGAUCCGUGACCAUUUAGGUCAAAUAAAAAUUACUGCCUGGGGAAUUAUCAAGAACUGCAAUAGUGCUGAAAUGGCAGAAGCUUUGGCUUGCCUGGAAGGAGUGAAGCAGGCUAUAAACAGGAUUGAGACUGGUCUUAUAAUCGAGAGUGAUUGUGCAUCUGUUAUUACAAAGGUCAGCUCAUGGGAGAAAGACCGCUCCCAGACUUCCAGUGUGAUUACUGACAUCCAUCGGCUGCUGACCUUGCUUCCAGCUUACAAGGUUCAGAAAAUUAGUAGAAAUCAAAAUAAUCUGGCGCAUGACCUGGCUAGUUGUAGUCGUGUGAGUAAUAGCGAUGGUGUGCUUCUUGGCUCUGUUCCUCCCUGCGUGUUGGAACGAGCUGGAGAUGAUUGUAACAGAACCCUUGUUUCCGUUUAAUA
Messenger RNA from Lolium perenne, 2645 nucleotides. NCBI's taxonomy places the organism in Eukaryota, Viridiplantae, Streptophyta, Magnoliopsida, Poales, Poaceae. The record is from RefSeq and is a predicted model, not a curated record.